Messenger RNA from Diospyros lotus (date-plum), 1831 nucleotides. RefSeq names its product flowering locus K homology domain-like. Gene Ontology annotation, cellular component: nucleus; cytoplasm. Gene Ontology annotation, molecular function: mRNA binding. Gene Ontology annotation, biological process: regulation of gene expression. Lineage: Eukaryota; Viridiplantae; Streptophyta; Magnoliopsida; Ericales; Ebenaceae. The transcript has 7 exons. Bases 183 to 1514 code for a protein of 443 amino acids. The record is from RefSeq and is a predicted model, not a curated record.
GCAUAAAUUUUAUCGGGGAAAGGGGAGAAGGAAAAAAAUUCAACAAAGGUACGGAGGCGCAUCCAGACGCACGCUCCGAAAACCUACAAACGAACGGUAGCCGUGCAGCUGUUCUUUCCGAAGGUUUUAGUGCCCGCCGCCGUCGCCGGUUUGCUGAGCUCGCCCUCGUUCUCCUAUAGCUUAUGGCUGAUCUUGAUCAAAGUCUUGGUGAACACGAUAUUGAUGGAAUACCCGAGAACUCGCAACCUGAACAAAGACAAGAACAUGAAGAUGAUUUAAUCACUGCAGCUAGUGAGAAAAGGUGGCCUGGGUGGCCUGGAGAGAGUGUUUUCCGAAUGUUGGUACCUGUGCAAAAGGUUGGUAGUAUCAUUGGACGCAAAGGAGAAUACAUAAAGAAAAUGUGUGAAGAGACAAGAGCCCGCAUUAAAAUUCUUGACGGUCCUCCAGGAACAACAGAACGAGCUGUUAUGGUAUCUGCCAAGGAGGAGCCUGAUGCUUCUCUUCCCCCAGCUGUAGAUGGCCUGCUCAGGGUUCAUAAGCGUGUUGUGGAUGGGUUGGAGGGUGGUGGUUCUAAUGCUCCUCCUGUUGCUGGAGGCAAGGUUUCAACUAGGCUACUGGUGGCAGCUGCUCAAGCAGGAAGUUUAAUUGGAAAACAAGGAGCCACUGUCAAAUCUAUUCAAGAAGCAUCUAGUUGCAUUGUUAGAAUCCUUGAAGACCUGCCCAUUUUUGCUCUUCAAGAUGAUAGGAUUGUUGAGAUAGUAGGAGAGCCUGCAGGAGUACACAAGGCAGUUGAACUAAUUGCUUCUCACUUGAAGAAAUUUUUAGUUGAUCGAAGUAUUAUUCCUUUGUUUGAAAUGCAAAUGCAAAUGCCAAAUCCUCAGAUGGAACACAUGCCUCCACCCCAAUCAUGGGGUCCACCGCCUCAGGCUUUUCCUCCAAAUGCUGGUGGAGGACCUGGUUAUGGAGCUAAUACCCAUUACAUGCCACCUCAAAGGCCAAUGGACAAUUAUUAUCCACCACCUGAUAUGCCACCUCCACUAGGAAAGCAGCCUCAUCAGGGUAUAUCUGCGUAUGGAAGAGAAGCUCCGUUGAAUAUGCACUCAUCAUCAAAUGCUCAGCCAGCACCUUCAAUGAUAACACAGGUCACACAGCAAAUGCAGAUUCCGUUAUCUUAUGCUGAUGCUGUAAUUGGUACAGCUGGUGCAAGCAUAAGCUAUAUUAGACGGGCUAGUGGAGCAACUGUUACCAUACAAGAAACAAGGGAUGUUCCUGGCGAAAUGACAGUUGAAAUCAAUGGAACUGCUUCACAAGUCCAAACGGCUCAGCAAUUGAUUCAGAAUUUCAUGGCUGAUGCAGCAGCUGCUGCAGCUAACCCAACAGGUGUGCCGCCCUCUGACCAAGGCUAUAACCCUUAUGCACAAGGCUCAAUGUAUCAGUCACCACCUUCUAAUGCCGGACUUGGAGGCCAAACCGGAGGCUACGGUUCAGCCUAUGGCUCCAAUUACGGUUAUUAAUAUGGCUGGAGCAGUGCAGUUCCCAUUUGACAACUGGUUCUCCUUCUGAUGUGCCAUUAUUUGGAGUGGAGUCAUCUCAUAAAUAAUGCCUACCCAUUUAGGACAAUUUGUAGCAUUGUGCCAAACAUCUUAUUAGGUUCAUUCGGACCUAUUUAUAGUUAGGCUGGUUGUGUGCAUUAGCUUAACCUUAUGGUGAAGCCAAUCAAUAUAUUGUACUUGUACGAGAGUAUCAGCUUUCUCUGAAUUGUUUAGACCUAAAAUUUUAGUUUCCAUAUUCCUUUUUACUUGAGUUAAUAUGUACUGAAGUUGAGUUAUCA